AUGGAGAUACAGACACCUGAAACUUCAGAGAAUUCAACCUCACUUCCUAUUACAAGCACAGAGAUAACUGAGACUUUGGAACAAUUAACACCACCUGUGAUUGCCCACCCACAGACAACUGAAACAUCUGAGCCGCCACUGCCACCGCCUCCGGUGACAAACAUGCCGAAAAGUGAAGCUUCUUUGCCUGAGGUUACAAACACACAUACAACUGAACCCUCAGAUGAUACUGAUUCCACCCCUCCACCUGUCAUAAACACACAGUCAACUGAAACCUUGGAGCAAUCAAUCCGUCCCCCUUUGACAGAAACAAAGACAACUGAAACUAUAGAGAAAUCAGUCAUACCUCCUGUAGUCACUGAUAAUAGUCAUCAUGAUAACUUGGUUUUCUUCUCCUGA
Molecule: messenger RNA, 399 nt
Organism: Lactuca virosa
Lineage: Eukaryota; Viridiplantae; Streptophyta; Magnoliopsida; Asterales; Asteraceae
Source: the annotation of a GenBank genome assembly